Didymodactylos carnosus is the source of this 494-nucleotide messenger RNA. The record is from the annotation of a GenBank genome assembly. Lineage: Eukaryota; Metazoa; Rotifera; Eurotatoria; Philodinida; Philodinidae.
AUGGCUCAAGUGGGUUUUGACAAUAACGAAAAACCUGGUCUGCUUGAUCAAAAUUCUCCAUCUUACCAAGCUCCGCCUUAUCAAGCGCCACCUUAUCAAGCGCCAUCGUAUCAAGCUCCGCCUUAUCCUGCUCAUACGCAGCAAACAUUUCAUCCUGGAGCACAACAGCAAUAUGGUAUGUAUAGGCUACUUCUAGUUUAAAGACAAGACAGUAUAUACAACCGGAUAGAUAGUUGAUUAAAGAGAUAAGACUAGCAUCCAGUACUGCGUUAGAUGCAGAAACAUAUCAGAAGGUGCUCUUUUUACCUUGUGUUUACAGAUAGUUUCGCAAGGAAGAGAACACAGCCUAAACUCUUCUAUUGCCAUAGUAUAAAAUACUGGUAAGAUGCACCCAGGGCAGCCUUGCAGUGAAAUUUAUUUUUCGACACUUCAUACACCAUUCGAUAGAGAAUUUCGCGGUGAUCACGAAUAUCACUUCCAAGGCUCUCAGAACC